AUGGACGUUCUUAAAGCUGGUGCAGAAAAAGUUAAAGAAACCGUUAGUGGUAAAAAAACUGAAGAACAUUUAGAAAAAGCGACUGAUCCAAAUCGUCCAGCCAGCGAUCGUGUUGAUCAUGCGUUACAAGCUGGUAAAUCGAAAUUACAAGAAGACGAACAUGCUGCUAAAGCAGAUAGUCAUGCUGCUGAUCACAAAUAUAGCCAUUAA
Molecule: messenger RNA, 210 nt
Organism: Didymodactylos carnosus
Lineage: Eukaryota; Metazoa; Rotifera; Eurotatoria; Philodinida; Philodinidae
Source: the annotation of a GenBank genome assembly